Manis javanica (Malayan pangolin) is the source of this 1517-nucleotide messenger RNA. RefSeq names its product methyltransferase 1, tRNA methylguanosine (gene METTL1). NCBI's taxonomy places the organism in Eukaryota, Metazoa, Chordata, Mammalia, Pholidota, Manidae. Gene Ontology annotation, molecular function: tRNA (guanine(46)-N7)-methyltransferase activity. Gene Ontology annotation, cellular component: tRNA methyltransferase complex. The record is from RefSeq and is a predicted model, not a curated record. Gene Ontology annotation, biological process: RNA (guanine-N7)-methylation; tRNA methylation.
ACUCGCGCGGGACUGCGCGGGUCAGACGGGACCGACUGGGGCGAGGCCUGGGGAGCGGGAAGGGGAGCGAGGAUUCAUUAACUGCACUGUAGAACGCGGGGCCCGGGACCCCUCUCCUCUGCUGAUGCACAGAUGCCUGCAACCAGGCUGUUAACCCGGGCCGGGCUAAGGAAAGAGGUCGGUGCCAGGUCUGGCCUUGCCAGCCCUGGUGAACAUCAGCGCUGCGGAGGGGCCGUCGCUCACAAGAGUCCAAAGCACUCUUGUGUCUUUAAGGGGCAGGCAGGGCUCACAGCGUGCUCGAUUGCGUCAUUGCCGUGCGCCUCGGGCCGCGGCCUCCACGUGGGCUCCGUGGAGAAACCCUGGACUGGGGAUCAUGGCUGGAGCCCAGGCCGCGCAGCCCCAGAAGCGCUACUAUCGGCAACGUGCCCACUCCAACCCGAUAGCCGACCAUACGCUGCGCUACCCUGUGAAGCCAGAGGAGAUGGAUUGGUCUGAGCUAUACCCAGAGUUCUUCACUCCACUGACUCAGAAUCAGAGCCAUGAUGACCCAAAGGAUGAGAAAGAAAAGAGAGCUCAGGCCCAAGUCGAGUUUGCAGACAUAGGCUGUGGCUAUGGUGGCCUGUUAGUGGAACUGUCACCACUGUUCCCAGACACGCUGAUCCUUGGUCUGGAGAUCCGGGUGAAAGUCUCAGACUAUGUACAAGACCGGAUUCGGGCCCUACGAGCAGCUCCUGGAGGUGGUUUCCAGAACAUCGCCUGUCUCCGUAGCAAUGCCAUGAAACACCUUCCUAACUUCUUCUACAAGGGCCAGCUGACGAAGAUGUUCUUCCUCUUCCCUGACCCACAUUUCAAGCGGACGAAGCACAAAUGGCGAAUCAUCAGUCCCACACUGCUAGCAGAAUAUGCCUACGUGCUGAGAAUUGGAGGGCUGGUAUAUACCAUAACUGAUGUCCUGGAGCUACAUGACUGGAUGUGCACCCAUUUUGAAGGGCACCCCCUGUUUGAGCGUGUGCCUCUGGAGGAGCUGAGUGACGACCCCAUUGUGGGACAUCUGGGCACCUCAACUGAGGAGGGAAAGAAAGUUCUGCGCAAUGGAGGAAAGAAUUUUCCAGCCAUUUUCCGAAGACUACAGGAUCUCACCCUCCAGGCAGUGACCCCCAAUCCCAUCCCUUCUAGCAACUGACUGCUUACCUUGCCUUAGGUGGACUCUUGGAUCUUCCAGGGACUGAAAAGAAGGUCAGGCCCCUGGACUUUCCCAGCUGAGAGUCCUGGGGUCGAGAGGCAACAGUCUCUUGAAGAAGUUGGAGAUCUGCUCAGGGCAGAACCCUGGUGUUCACAGCUACCCCGGACUCCUCUCAACUUCUUGGCCCUCUGCUACCAACUGAUAGCAAAAGAAGCUGACUGGGAAUGUCAAAAGACCUUGAACCAGAAAGGAUGUUUGGAAGGCUGUGGGGUCUUGCUCUCCCUCCACUGGCUGUCUAAACUGCCUGCUAGACCCAAAUCACCUAUCUGCUUGU